AGAAAAUAAAUACAAAUUCAAGAUGGCGUGUUUUGUUAUUGUGUGGUAACGUGACAGGUUUUUCGGAAAAUUUCCUUUUCUGUUACAGACUUAAGAAUAAUUUUGAAAUAUCAUUUAUUGAAACAUAUGUUUAGUUUUGCACGUUCAAGUUUCAAAUUUAUCUCAGUCGUUACCAUAUUAUUUUAGCUUUAGUAAUAGCUCACUAUGACUAAACAUACAGAAUCACGUGCACAUGUUGAGCAAAGCUGCAAUACGCUGAAAAAUAAAGUUAACUUAGCAAAUAUAGUCCGUAAGAAGAAAGAAGUUUCUUUAAACUGGAAGCUUUUCAAAAGCAAUCUAGACGAUCAGAAAAAGGAUAAAACAUCAAAACCACUUGCUCAAGAAAGACAAGCUCGUCCUAAACCAGUGAACGUUCCGCCAAGGUUCAGUGUUGUAAAGCCCUUUGGAAUAGUCAGCAAGCAAAGCGAGAGUCAGGUUGACAUCGCCGUUCCCAGUAAAUUUUCAGGCAGCCCCAGAAUUACACGUCAUGUAGCAAUGGAUUGUGAAAUGGUUGGAGUUGAUGACAAUGGGAAAGAGAGUAUACUAGCAAGAGUUUCUCUAGUGAAUAAAUUUGGUGAUUGUAUUUAUGACAAAUUUGUCAAACCCCGGGAAACUGUCACAGACUACCGAACCAAGUACAGCGGUGUGCGUCCUAGAGACCUCAAGGAUGCAGAAGAAUUUGAAGUAGUACAAAAAGAAGUAGCUGAAAUUCUGAAAGGACGCAUUCUUGUUGGACAUGCACUGUCUAACGAUUUUAAAGUUCUUUUCUUGAGCCAUCCUCGGAAGCGAAUACGUGACACAUCUAAGUUUCUACCAUUUCGAAAGCUAAAUAACAAUCGUACACCAAGUCUACGAAAACUUGCUUCCAUUGUUUUAGGUGUCACCAUACAACAAGGAGAACACAAUUCCAUCAUAGAUGCAAACACUUCUAUGCAGUUGUAUAUGUUGUACAGGAAAGAUUGGGAGAAAGAAUUACACAUGAAGAAAGUUACAAGAAUAUCAAAACAAGGGAAAAAAGGAUGAAAUCAGCUUAUUUUGUGGUUCAUUGAAUUGACAGGACAAGUAUGUGUCAAAUUAUGUGAUAAUUUACUGUUUUAGUUUAAGUCAAUAACCAUAAUAAUGAGAUAGUUGAUCUAUUGGCAUGUAAAGAUUAUGGGAAAUAAAGGGUUGCCUAUAAG
Molecule: messenger RNA, 1217 nt
Organism: Bacillus rossius redtenbacheri
Lineage: Eukaryota; Metazoa; Arthropoda; Insecta; Phasmatodea; Bacillidae
Product: RNA exonuclease 4
Exons: 1
Coding region: 205-1062 (285 amino acids)
Biological process (GO): rRNA processing
Cellular component (GO): nucleus
Molecular function (GO): nucleic acid binding; 3'-5' exonuclease activity
Source: RefSeq, a predicted model, not a curated record